Messenger RNA from Alternaria arborescens, 1161 nucleotides. RefSeq lists its product as hypothetical. The transcript has 2 exons. The record is from RefSeq and is a predicted model, not a curated record. Bases 1 to 1161 code for a protein of 386 amino acids. Lineage: Eukaryota; Fungi; Ascomycota; Dothideomycetes; Pleosporales; Pleosporaceae.
AUGCAUCCGAGUCGACAGCAGCGAUAUCAGAUGCUAUCUAGCAGCACGGUCGCAUCAGAGGACAACGCCUCCGACAGCGAUGAAGAGAGGGACCUGUUUAGAUUGAGAUUUAAACUGAGUGUUGCAGACCGCAAGAACAGCGAUCUAGAAGUCGAAGUCCAGCGCCUGCAGAGUGAAAUGGAUACGGUCAAGGCUCUGAACCAGAAUCUCGAGCAGGAAAAGGCUAACCACACCACCACGACGUCGGAAGCUGAGGCGCUGCGGGCACAGAUGGAAGUGCUCGAAGCCGCUCUGGAACACAAGGAUGUCGAACUGGCUAAUAUUGCUGGUGCGGCGCAAGGAAUAUCGCACUCGUGCGCUCGACCACAGAACUCCUAUAAUCGCCUCAUUGUGAAGCUUGCCGCGGUUCGCGGGGAUGUUCAUGUUGUAGAACAAGAAUUGGAUGAAGCAACAUCUCACUCGAGCGAUAACACUGCAAGCCAAGGACGGAUCGCUGAUCUGCAGCGAAAGCUGGCGGUCGAGGAAGAUAAGGUCGCUAGGCUCACCAAAGCAAACAAACUGCUUACCGAACAGCGCUCAGCGAGCGAAGCAGAUGCAGAGUCUUUUAGGGCACGGCUCUCCAACCUCGAAGCUGAGGUGCAGGAGUCUCGCGUGAGCAAAUCAAGGACUCAAACGGAUCCGGAAAGACUUCUUUCGGGCUGUUCGCAGGCCCAGGUGGGUGUGAACAUCCAGACUCCCAGACAUGCGACAUCCCAAGACCGCCCUGAGAUUGAGAUUGAGGUGCCGGAGAAUGAGAUUGAAACCUUGAAAGACAAACUCAACGAGCUCAGGUGGAACGCUCUCGACAAUGUCAUCGACCUCGAUAUGGCCAACAGAGCAUUUCGUGCCUUCGAUUGCGACCACAUCAAUACUAGGAAUCUUCCCGACGGAAGAAACUCUUCGCGUCUACCUAACGCAGGAUGGGUUGCGUCGAGCAUCUUCAAGGAUUGGAAGGAAGACGAGCAGUUUGUCAAGGUCUAUAGUAAACGCCGACAGAAUGUGAUCAACCACCACAAGGCUCAUGGGCGCAUCCAGGAAGGAAAGGGUGCGAAGUUCUGGCUUCUUAGGGAUGAGUUUAACUAUGUAGACGAGAAGCGUAGUCUAGAUAUAGUCUACAAGUAA